This is a messenger RNA of Fulvia fulva, 774 nucleotides long. RefSeq lists its product as uncharacterized. The record is from RefSeq and is a predicted model, not a curated record. NCBI's taxonomy places the organism in Eukaryota, Fungi, Ascomycota, Dothideomycetes, Mycosphaerellales, Mycosphaerellaceae. The transcript is spliced from 2 exons. The coding region runs from base 1 to 774 and encodes 257 amino acids.
AUGGGCAUCGUGGAUGUUCGGCACUCCGAGAUCACCAGCGGAACCUGUCGAGUUGCGUUGCCUUGCGAUCACGACAUCUCACUUUGUGAAGAAGAGUUCGAAGCACUCACAGACAAGCAAUGUCGAGCCGCAACCUGCAAAGAAUGCUCCGCCUUCAUCCUCCAAGCAAACGACAAAGAUGAAGUCAAGGCAUUCGACGAGCACGCCGCGCUCCAAAAGUACCACAACGCCCACGACGGCUGGCUCGCCCUCGACGCCGAAGACUACGACAUCACCCGUCGCAACUACUUCACCUUCCCCACCCAACUCCUCAACGACGCCGCCCCCUCCGCCCUCCAAAGCCUCACCACCCCACCCUGGAUCCAACCUCCCGAAACCUCCUUCGCGCACUCGUCCGCCACCGCCUCCGCACUCAAACACUUCCAAAACCUCUUCACCCCACCCUCCAGCACCUUCAAAGAGCGGCCCAACAAACUCCUCAACGACCUCUGCGACCUCUUAUUCUUCCAAGUCCAGGCCGCCCUAGGCUAUGACCUCGAAACGAUGCUGCCUGGCUGGAAGCGGUUUCUGAGGAUAUGGAUGUUGAGGGCCAUGAAUUUCGUUACGUGUCGGUGUUGUAUUCAGGGGGGUUCGGAGCACAGAGGGUUUCAUUACCAUGAUGGGAGCGAGUUGUAUUGGCAGGAUACUGGGAAGGCGGCGGAGAGGCUUGGGGAGGAGAUGGAGGAGGGGUUGAGGAUUGUGGACGGGCCGGGGGGAGAGAGGGAGGGGUGGUGA